ACACGCCCUUUGACUUGCGAAGGGGGGAAAAGUUUUAAGGACAGAAAAAAAAAAAAAGCCUAAAUCACGGAAGAGAUUCUGCAGUCCUACUAGUUUGGCAAGUUCCCUGAGCUGAAAGCAGCGCAGAAAGGCGGAGAAGAGCGCAGAAAGUCCCUUUUGCGCACAUUUAAAACGCUUCUCUUGUCCCGCAGACCGCAAACGAGAGAAGAGUCAUGGAGGGUGCCAUUCAGACCAUUGUGAAAGUCUUCCUGAAGGCGGCCAAAGGGAAGGACGGUCUACAAAAGAAAGAUUUCCACGGCCUUGUCAAGUCCCAGCUCAGCAACAUCCUCACGGACACAGACUCCAAGGAGGCGGUCAGUAACAUGGGCGAGGGGCUGGACGCCAACCAAGACGGCAAAGUGGGAUUUGAGGAGUACAUGAAGUUGGUGGGCUACCUGGCGUGCUCGCUCAGCGAGCAGCGCGUCCUCUCCAAGCAGGAGCAAGCUCCCAGCGCAAACGCCACGUCCGAACAAGCGGCGAAGAGCGACGCCGAUAAAGCCGAGGAGAAGCCCGUGACAAACGCUGAGCCCAAGGAGGAUGCAAAGCCAGAGGCGAAUGAAAAUGCCGCCGCAGCAAAGGCGGAGGCGAAGGCGGAGACGCAGCCCGAGCCGGCAAAGGAAGAGCCCGCAGCCGGGGCGGCGAGCGCGCUCGCCGCCGCGGCUGGAAACGCAGUGGAAGCCGCGGUGACGGCGGCGGCAGAGGCGGUGAAGUCAGAAGAGGCGACAGUGGAGGUGGUCGUGAAAGAAGGCGGGAAGCCGGCGGAGGAAACGGCGAAGGUGGUGGAAGACGCAGAGAAGCAGCCGGCCGCGGCGGAGGAAGAAGUGGAGAAGAAAACGGAGGAGGCGACUUCAUAAUGGACAAUUCAUUCCUUCAAACAGAAAAUAUGCACACUACACAUUUACAUUCAACACGACACCAAACAGCACAACUAUCGCCAAAAGCAGUUGGAAAAAAAACCACUAAAAUGUUUUUUCGUUUUUUUUUUUUUUUUAACAAAACCACUUUGUAGCACAAAAUAUUGGUAAAAGUUCAAACACUACAAACCCAGCUCCGCAAAACUCUCAAAUCCUGACAUAUAUAAUUGUUGUACGUGACAGUAGAAAUAUUGCUUUUGUACUUCUACUUACCACUAUGUUCAUAUAUGUACAGCAUGUGCAUUACAACAUAUAGCACAUAUACCUCAUUAUGAUAAUAUCCUAUUGUAGCAUGCCGACACACACUAUCACGUGCGGGCUAUAUCCUUGUGAAAAACCUUAUCUGAUGAUUUCAUUGCACAUGUUGCUGUAUGUUAACACACCACUGCGGAUGACAACUUGUUUUGCUCCUUUCUGUGUCCUGCAGCUUGGCAUUACUUACCCGCUUUGUGCUUUUGGUGCUGGAUGCUCGCGUCUCUAAAGACUAGAAAUAUGCAUAUGAGCUUAGCAACCAAGAUCUAGAUGAGAAGAGAAAUGCCACUGAUAAAGUCCACCCAAAGAAUUUGAACCCACAACCUGCAGCCGACACAUGAUCACUGGGAAAGGCAGGAGACGGCCGAAUCUUAAUGCACCUGUGACGCUUCAGAAUUGUGUUGUCACUGUUUGGAUGUUUCAUAAAUUGUCUACACUUCAGGUUUUGUAAAAUAAAAGGAUAAGAUGCAUAUCUGGUGGAUUCUGGCAGUUUUUCGGAAAGAGUCAGGCCAGACGCUGUUUGCAGCGUCUUUACGGAGCCCAGUUUAAUCCACACUGGCGCAGAGAGUGGUAACAGUCUUCUCACGCAGCUCUCGGCAAUAUGCACAUUUCAUUAAAAAAAAAAAAAAUGUCUCUUUUCAUUAGAUGGGUGCAUGAUACUGCGUCCCUUUAUAACCCCGUGCUGCGGAGCUGAGCUAACAUGACAAUAAACAAAUCUGUUUUGUUGAAGCUUUGCAUUACUUCUGCUCACCUCUAAGCUUCCCCAUCACACCCUCCUCUUUCUCCUCUGUCUUUCACGGGCGAUCGGUCUCUGUCUCACAGAUCCCAGUAAAAGUUUUCUUCAUCUCGCUUUGUAGUCGUAAAGGAGGCGCUGGAAGAUCAGCGGUGACCUCCAGUUAAGUGAUCGAGGUUCACUCGAGCCACUUUGGUGUUGACCAGUACAUUAUCCGGGCGAACCCUGGUAGCGGUGGACGGAGGAGACUGACAGGAAAAUGUCUCGGCAGAAACCCGACCUGUUGUUUUAGAGGCUCUCUUCAAAAUUACUCAUCAUUACUUGUUUUCUGCCGGACUGGGCUCCGGCUCUUCGGCCCUUUGUGUGUGUGUGUGUGUGUGUGUGUGUGUGUGUGUGUGUGUGUUUGUCGGUCACGCCCAUGUGCAGUUUAACGACCCUGUUUGACCUGCAACUGGAUCCUUGUGCACCAGGCAUUGGGGGAGCUACUGGACUAGGCAUUUGAUGGGUAACACACUCUGGGGCACAGUUACCUGAGAGUAAUCCCAGGCCGCAGUGGAGCUGCCCAUCGGACGAGGGUGUAGCGUCGAGGAGAUCGUCGAUAGAGGUUGUGCUUUUUAAAGUGAAAAUAAAUACUGAGCCAUCACUAUGAAUCAUUUUGGUAAAGUCUUGUACAACAGGCUGAAGUUAAAAUGCUGCAUGCUGUCAGAAACGUAUUUUCUACAUUGUACCAUUAUAUUAGAAUUUAUUGUGGCCUUUGUUUAAUUUCUUCCAGGCCUCUCUAUAUUUAACUUUCAAAACCAUAUCUAACUCUUAUUUGGACCACUAUGGAGAUCACUUGAAAAUGUUUUUUUUUUUUUUUUUUUUUGUCACAUUAUAAGCGAUUUGUCAAUUAGAAUUUAUUGAGUUGUGAAUUGUUGCAUCAUCAGUGACGUGCGCGGGCUCGAGGAAAACGGCGUGUGUUCCACGCUCGCUGCGUCGUGGGUGUACACAGCCAGCUGCAAAGUGCCUGUAGGCACACCGCUAAACCCGCACCUCAGGCGCUGCGACAGCGUUUGGCACGUCCAGCUGCAGCAAGCAGCAAAUGGCGAGACAAACAAGCUCGUGUCAUGUGAUCAACCUGCCAUUCUGCGACACACCCAUUGUAAAUACUCACACACAUUUUUUACUCGCAGUGCAUUACAUUUCCCGCUUUCACUUUUACUAACAAACCUAUUGGACACUCUGGGUUUUUUAGACUUCUUUAUUAUCUCUUUCAUUAAAAUAUAUGUACUUUUUUUUAAUAACAAAAUACUUUUUAGGUACUUCUGUACGAACAAUCUUACAAUCAGCAUUAUUUUUAUUAAUAGAAACGCCAUCUUUCCAUCGUCACACCAACAUGGGGGUGUGAUUCCAUACAGUAGGGUGUAUGAAGCAAAAGUCACUUUACUGAUGUGAUAAAAUGGCUCAACUUGCACUACCGACAGUUUCAUGUAUAUUCAGCUAAGUUUCCUGCGCAUCAUCUGGUUACGAUCACACUACAGCCUGCAUUAGAAAUGAUGUGAAAUACCCAGAUACCCAGAGGAGUUGCAUUCUUCCAUCAAAGAGGCUGGACUAUCUGCGCUCGCCGUUUCGUUGCUGUCCCGUUGUGUAAACCACACCCGAGCUUAACUCAUGCAGAUUAAAAACAUGCUGGAACCGAGCGCGGCAGAUUUACAGCAGGGAGUGUUUGCAGGCCAGAUUUCUGUUGCCACACAAUAAGUCUCUCUUCAGCGUGAGACUCGGUUGAUGAAGAUGAAGCUCGUGCUAAGAGGCCUUGAAGCAGACACAAAAAAGUGUGUACACAAGUGUUUUUAAGGCUCAUUGGGUGAAAUGUUUGUGAUUAUUGGGCCAUUCCCAGGAUGUUGUGCAGGCUUUUUAUCAUUGUACGUGUUCGUAUUGCCUGCCAAGCGCUGGAAGGUAUGUGUGUGUGUGUGUGUGUGUGUGUGUGUGUGUGUGUGCUUUACAGUUGGACACAGUCCAUUGUCAUGUCCAGUAAACUUAACUUUUUUUUAAUACUGCUACUUCUCAUGUAACGCUGUUUCUUUUUUUUUUUUUCUCUCCCACUUAUUCUAUCCAACGUGUAUCAGGAGAUAUCGAAUAAAACUGUGACAAUA
This is a messenger RNA of Salarias fasciatus (jewelled blenny), 4070 nucleotides long. It is a transcript of the gene s100u, whose product is annotated as S100 calcium binding protein U. NCBI's taxonomy places the organism in Eukaryota, Metazoa, Chordata, Actinopteri, Blenniiformes, Blenniidae. Gene Ontology annotation, molecular function: calcium ion binding; calcium-dependent protein binding. The transcript has 3 exons. The coding region runs from base 213 to 893 and encodes 226 amino acids. Gene Ontology annotation, cellular component: perinuclear region of cytoplasm. The record is from RefSeq and is a predicted model, not a curated record.